Messenger RNA from Coniophora puteana RWD-64-598 SS2, 2322 nucleotides. RefSeq names its product NTF2-like protein. Gene Ontology annotation, molecular function: RNA binding; protein binding. The transcript has 9 exons. Gene Ontology annotation, cellular component: nucleus. Gene Ontology annotation, biological process: poly(A)+ mRNA export from nucleus. NCBI's taxonomy places the organism in Eukaryota, Fungi, Basidiomycota, Agaricomycetes, Boletales, Coniophoraceae. The record is from RefSeq and is a predicted model, not a curated record. The coding region runs from base 112 to 2001 and encodes 629 amino acids.
CCACAUCCUCGCUUGGUCCGUCCACUCGCGCCGUAUUUAUUCCGCUCUAUACGACACAACUCCUAAACGACAACUCAGCGCUUCCAAUCUUCAACUACUCCUCCGGUCGCGAUGUUCUCGACUCCGGCAGCAACUCCGUCAGGAAGCCGUACCCUGGCCAAUACCGCGCUUAAAGGCGCCGGCCUCAUCGACCGCGACGAGCGAAUGCGCGAUGUCAGCGACAAGCCAGGCGGGCGCAAGGGCAUAUCCAAGAUCCGUUCGCACCGCCCUCGCCCCAUCGACGCCUUCAAGGACCAGCCGGGACCGAGUAGAUCUGCCAUGCUCGCCGCACGAGGCGGUGGCCCAGCGGCGGCCGCUGAAGGCCUGUCGAUCCGCGGAGCCUCGAGGUCGUCGACGACGGCGGUGGGGCGUCUUCGCAGGAACGCUACGUCCGCUGGGUCGUCCGCUCCCGGCGGCCCAUCACCUCUCCCAGCGUUGAGGGUGCGGCGAGAUAUGAUGGCGUUUAAGGCGGUGGAUGUGUGGAGAGAGUUCGUGAAUAAGCGGUGGAAUGCGGAGGCGAGAUUUUUGAAUCUGGAGAGUAUGUUGGAUGACCCAACGAUUGCGAAACAUAAUCUACUUCCACCCGGAGCACCGGGAUCGUCGGCUCGCGAGGCGUCCGUUAUCUUCAAGCUUGCGUCGCAGUUGAAACCACCAGUGCAGACGAUAUCACUCGCAAACAACAACAUCUCAUCAGGCCAACUUCUGUCCACCCUUGCGCACUACUUACCCAACAUUGCCAACGUGUCGCUCCAGAACAACAACCUUAAAGUUUGGCGCGAUAUUGAUUAUAUCUCCGGGCGCAAGGGGAAGCUCGAGCAGCUGAGAGAAUUGAUCCUACUCGGUAACCCGCUCAGAGAGCUGGAAUUUCAGAAUGGAAGAGGCGAAAAAUACAGAAGUGAUAUGUCACGCCGAUUCCCAUCUCUCGUUAUGCUCGACCAAGAGCCGAUCGCAGUUAUCGCAUUCGAUGCGCCCGGUCCCGCGAACACUUCAACAUCGGUGUCGAAAAAGCCCACCGCCAAGACAUUCCCACACGACAUGGGUCCAUCGUUCAUCACUGGUGUGGAAGAUUCUAUCGUUAGCAACUUUCUCAUGCGAUUCUUCACCAUGUUCGACGAUACUCGCGCAACCCUCAUCGAUGCAUAUCACCCAUCCGCCACGUUCUCGUUCGCCGUGAACACUGCCAUACCCAGUCGAGCGCGUGUGCAAGGGUUCCACAAAGAAAUGCCGAACCAGAGAAAGUUGGAAUGGAGUACUUGGUUGGCGGGAUCUCGCAAUCUGAGCCGAAUGGGAGGAGGCGUGGGCAAGCUCGUCAAGAGUCUGCACCUCGGAAGUGAAGAGAUUAUAAGAACGUUGUCGGAUUUGCCAAAGACGAAGCACGAAGUGACGGGCGCCCCGGAAAAGUUUUGUGUCGACGCCUGGCCCGUCGGCCAGGGGGAGCACCUCAAGCUCUUCAUCUCUGUCCACGGACAAUUUGCCGAAGACCCUUCCCAAGGCAUUCGGUCCUUUGACCGGUCUUUCGUUCUCGCGCCUGCUGUGCCUGGUUCUCGGUACGUUCUUUCUGUCGUCGAAUUCAAGUCGAAUUACUUAUUACCAAACGGGAUUAAUAGUGCGAAGCUGAAUGGCUGGGAUGUGGUCAUUCUUUCGGACCAAUGGAUAAUACGCAACUACUCAAGUCAUGAGGCGUGGCAACCUGGUCCUUUAUCCGUGCAGGGCGACGCCAAAGGAACCAGGGAUACUGGUGCCCAGCCAAGCGCGGCCCCUCCUGCCCAUGUCGCCGAGGCACUCUCGAAUUUUACUGAACACCAGCGCAACCUUAUCUGGCAGAUGUGCCAACGGAGCGGCCUGAAUAUCAAGUACGCUUUCGACUGCCUGGAAAACAACGCCUGGGACCUGGAGCGCGCCGUUGCGAAUUUUGAGCAGGUGAAGGCCGCGCUGCCCCAAGAUGCGUACAUGAAGAUAUGAGCCAAAUCAAGGCAGCCCUACCUCCCGCACGGUCCGUGCUUCCACAUGCGAACGACGGCCGCCAUAGCGGCGGAUGUCGGUGGGCGGGUGAUCAGGGAUGGCCAGGGGUGACCAUUCGGCGCACAUCUUUCAGUGAUGACGAGGACAACAUGGACAAGAAUUUUCCUUUUUUGGUUUACACCGCUCCCUUACACCUUCCCGUUACGACAAAACCCAAUCAGCAUGCAAAUGUAACAACCUACCAUAUAAUUUCGCUUCCCGUCGCACACAUGAUACAGUUCUAUUGUUAUUGAUACACACAUCAGCUGUUUUACGAAUCAC